AUGAACAGGAUAGAUGAACCAAUAGAGGAGAGAGGGUACUGGGGGAGUAAAGCAGAGUUUCUUCUGGCUGUGGCAGGAAAUGUGAUUGGAUUAGGUAACGUGUGGAGGUUUCCCUACCUCUGCCACAAGAAUGGAGGAGGGGCAUUCUUGAUUCCAUACUUUGUGUUUGUGGUUACCUGUGGGGUGCCUCUGUUUCUGCUAGAGACAGCAAUGGGGCAGUACACACAGGAAGGUGGCAUUACAUGUUGGCAACGUCUCUGUCCAUUAGCUAAAGGUAUCGGUUAUGCAGGACAACUGAUGAUUGUGUACAGCUGCAUGUAUUACAUCAUCAUUCUGGCCUGGGCGCUUUUCUAUCUCAUCUUCUCUUUCAAAUCCCAACUACCAUGGGCCAGCUGCAAUAACACAUGGAACACAGAUGACUGUGUAAAUCUUGCAGAAAGGAAUCUGACCCUCAACUGGACAACACAAAUUAACUCAACCUCUUCAGUUACUGAGUUCUGGGAACGCAGAGUGCUGUCGAUCUCUGGAGGCAUUGAGAAGUUGGGUAAGAUCAACUGGGAGAUUCUUCUGUGUCUCAUUGCAAUGUGGAUCAUAUGUUAUUUCUGUAUCUGGAAAGGAGUCAAAUCUACAGGCAAGGUGGUGUACUUCACAGCCACAUUUCCUUAUGUGAUGUUACUGAUGUUGUUGAUUCGUGGGUUGACUCUGCCUGGAGCCCUGGAGGGGAUUGUGUUUUACCUGUACCCUGAACCGGCCCGUCUCUUUGACCCACAGGUUUGGAUGGAGGCUGGAACUCAGAUCUUUUUCUCCUACAGUGUGUGUGCUGGUAUUCUCAUUGUACUUGGCAGCUACAAUAAAUACAACAACAACUGCUACAGGGACUCCUUGCUACUUUGCCUACUGAACAGUGGCACCAGUUUGGUGGCUGGAUUUGCUGUGUUCUCAGUUCUGGGAUACAUGGCCCACAAGCAGGGCAUCCCCAUUAAAGAGGUUGCAGAAUCAGGUCCAGGCCUAGCAUUCAUAGCUUAUCCACAGGCAGUAGCUAUGAUGCCUCUCCCUCAGCUGUGGGCUGCAUGUUUCUUCAUCAUGUUAAUUUUGCUCGGUCUAGAUACACAGUUUGUUGGAAUGGAGGUUAUCAUGACUUCAGUGACAGACUUGUUCCCAAUGGCGUUGCGAAAAUCUGGACGUCGAGAAAUUUUACUCCUGCUCUUCUGUCUUUUCUGCUUCUUUGGUCAACUCGUCAUGGUCACAGAGGGCGGGAUGUAUAUAUUCUAUUUGUUUGACUACUAUUCCUGCAGUGGAGCCAGUAUUCUGCUCUUGUCUAUUUUUGAGUCUGUGGCCAUGGGUUGGAUCUUUGGGGCUGAGAGAAUGUUUGACAUCAUUGAAGACAUGACAAGUUCUCGACCCAACUACAUAUUCAUGUUGUGCUGGAAAUAUCUGACUCCUUUGGUGUCCUUGGUUUCUCUCAUCUGUUCGCUGGUUGAAUACAAGCCCCUGACUUUCAACCGCUCAUAUGUGUAUCCGGGCUGGGCAUAUGUACUCGGCUGGCUGCUGGCCCUAUCCUCCAUUCUGCUGGUGCCUGGAUGGGCACUGGGCCAACUUAUUGCUGGCAAAGGGAGCCUGAAACAGCGUUGGCUUCACUUGUGUAGUCCUGACACAAACCUCCCGCUCAACUGUAAGCAACAAGCUGAAAUACAGGAAAUUACUUUCACCACAGAGAUGGAAGACUUGGUCAGGAGCAGCACAAAGGAAAAUUGACACAACAUGUAUGCAAGAAAAGAAAAGAAAUCAUUUCUGUAUAAUACAAUCAUGGCAAUGGAUAUUGAAAGAAAAAUGUAAACACUAUUCUCUGGUUUUUAUAUUUUCCGUAACAUGUAAAGGUUUUUUUUGUCACACCUGCUAAAGUUGGGUCAGUUGAGAAAAUACUAACCAAAAAUAUUUCAGUGAAGCCAUGAAAUUGUUUUUGCUUUUUAAUUUUUCAUUAAAACACUUUUGUCCCAAUGAAAAAAUAAUUAUUUUGAAAUUUUUCACUGGCAUAACCUAUAUGCCAUGG
This is a messenger RNA of Xyrauchen texanus (razorback sucker), 2050 nucleotides long. RefSeq names its product sodium- and chloride-dependent GABA transporter 2-like. The coding region runs from base 1 to 1755 and encodes 584 amino acids. The transcript is spliced from 14 exons. NCBI's taxonomy places the organism in Eukaryota, Metazoa, Chordata, Actinopteri, Cypriniformes, Catostomidae. Gene Ontology annotation, biological process: sodium ion transmembrane transport. The record is from RefSeq and is a predicted model, not a curated record. Gene Ontology annotation, cellular component: membrane.